Molecule: messenger RNA, 1264 nt
Organism: Abrus precatorius (Indian licorice)
Lineage: Eukaryota; Viridiplantae; Streptophyta; Magnoliopsida; Fabales; Fabaceae
Exons: 3
Coding region: 92-1264 (390 amino acids)
Biological process (GO): male meiosis II
Source: RefSeq, a predicted model, not a curated record
UUCCAUUUGAUCCCAAUGCCAUGAAGAAAAAACCCUUUGCCAAAGCCUAGCAGUGCUUUAAUUCAAAGAAAAAAGAAAGGUUUCUGUCAUAAUGGGUUGUUUUCUUCAUUGUUUUGGUCCCUCCGAGCGCAGACAGCAGGGGCGCAGGACACACCAUCCCCACCGAAAUGCUUGUGGCAAGCCAGAACAACCCAGAGUCUUUUCUGUUCAGGAUUACUCCAAAACCGUACUUAGCACUGCAUCUCAAGUCCAGGCCAAAUCUGAGGAGAAGCUAAACGUCAGCACCAGAAAGAAAGUAACUUUUGAUUCCAAUGUGACAACGUACGAGCCUGUUUUGUCGGAUGAAGUAGAUGGUUUCCAACAAGAAAAGAGUGAAGAGGGUGGAAAGGACGAACCUUUGGUGAAAAAAUCAAGCCCAUCGAAGUCUCACAGUGAAGAAAGUUCGGUGACUUCAAUGGGAUCUUAUCCAACAAGCCACAGGUACCACAACUGCCAAGAUAGUGAUGGUGAGGAUGGAGAAAUGGAUUAUUGGGAUAGUGAUCUUACAGAUGAGGAUGAUGGUGAUAGUGACAUGGGAGAAGAAUAUGAUGAAGUGGGAGAGGAUUUUGAAGAUGAAAUAGUAUGCUCAAGGUCAAGAAAUGAUGCUAAUCAAGGGGUUGUUGAGGUGGAGAACUCAAUGCCAAUGUGUGAUAAGGAUGCGAAGUCAAUUGGGUUAAACCCCAAUGCUAGAGAUAGGAGUGUGUAUGUUCAUCCUGUGCUGAACCCAGUAGAGAACCUCACUCAAUGGAAAACAGUAAAGGCUAAAAGGGCACCAUCAUUGAUGUCUCACAAGGGGAAUUUCAGUUUGGAUCAAGAGUCUCAAGCUGUGUUUGGUGCACAAUCACCAAAGAAGUUGAACUGGGAAAUCUCUGUUGAUGCUAGUCUUUCAAAUUGGUUGGUUUCAUCAGAAGCUACACCUGUUAACAAGGCUAGUUUAGUGGCUUUGCAUACCCCAGAGAGGAGCAGCUCACAAGGGUCAAAUUCUGUGAUAAGCCAUGAAGAUAGGCCAAUUUUAGGGGCAUUGACGGUUGAAGAGCUCAAACAGUUCUCAGCUUCUUCUUAUUCACCAAGAAAAUCACCAAGUCUUACCAUGGAUGAGAAGCCUAUUAUAGGCAGCGUUGGGACCUGUCGGAAAUUUGGGGGCCAUGCUGAGGAUUCUGGCUCAGCAACUUCCUUCAAAGGAGUGACAAAUCGAGCAAGUUCAAGAGGGGUACACUUGAAGUGA